Molecule: messenger RNA, 1584 nt
Organism: Penicillium chermesinum
Lineage: Eukaryota; Fungi; Ascomycota; Eurotiomycetes; Eurotiales; Aspergillaceae
Product: acyl-CoA synthetase
Exons: 3
Coding region: 1-1584 (527 amino acids)
Biological process (GO): fatty acid metabolic process
Molecular function (GO): medium-chain fatty acid-CoA ligase activity
Source: RefSeq, a predicted model, not a curated record
AUGCCCCUCCCCUCGCUCCCCAUCUUCUUGGCAGCGCAACAGCAUGCGCAAAGCGACCCAAGCAAGCAUGCGGUUGUUGAUGCAACCAAACAGCAAUCCUUUACAUACACACAACUUCUAGAAGAUGCAGCAGGCUUGCGCAAACAGAUUCUCGAGACAUUAGCCCUUUCGGCGCCAGAAGACUUGGACGAGCGUCGCAUCGCAUUUUUGAUACCGAAUGGUUACGACUACGUGGUGACUCAGUGGGCUAUUUGGGCAGCUGGUGGGAUUGCUGUGCCUCUUUGCACCAGUCACCCUGUCAAGGAGCUUCUAUAUACCGUGGGCGAUGCAGACCCAUCGCUGAUCAUUCUACACCCUGCUUUUGAGAAAUUAGGGCCUGCCCUCCGCGACGGGUGUACUACUGACAUCCAAUUCAUGGGCUUAAAUCCAUUCUCCAGCAACCCUGCACCCUCUUUGCCCUCAUUUACUCCCGCAUUUCCUCUCAGUCGCCGGGCUCUCAUGAUCUAUACCUCGGGAACAACUGGUAAUCCGAAGGGCGGCGUGAGCACUCACGAGAUAGUCACGUUCCAAGCGAGCUGUCUGGUGAAAGCGUGGGAAUACAGCCCUUCAGACCGAUUAAUACACGUCCUCCCGCUCCAUCAUAUUCAUGGAAUCAUCAACGGGCUUGCCGCGAGCUUCCUGAGUGGGGCAACAGUGGAAAUGCACGCUAAAUUUGACCCGAAGAUUAUUUGGGGCCGCUGGCAGGACUGCGGCUCAUCGACUCUCUUCAUGGCUGUGCCAACCAUCUACUCCCGUCUGAAUGACUACUUUGAGACCCAUAUUCGCGGCACUGACCAAGAACAAGCAGCCCGCGAGGGUGCGAAGGCCCUACGCUUGGUAGUGAGUGGAUCUGCUGCACUUCCAACUCCUGUUAAGGCAAAAUUCGCCGAAAUCACGGGCCAGGUCUUGCUGGAGCGCUACGGUAUGACUGAGAUUGGAAUGGCUCUAAGCUGUGGUCUUGAAGUGGAAAAGCGGGUGGAUGGUAGUGUGGGUUGGCCGUUACCUGGCGUCCAGGUUCGUUUGACAGAGAAAGAGACGGGCCGGAUUAUCGAGGAGACCGAUCAGGACGGCAUGAUUGAGAUUAAAGGUGGCAAUGUCUUUCUUGAAUACUGGCGGAAGCCAGAGGCGACGGCUGCAGAGUUUACUGCUGAUGGCUGGUUCAAGACUGGCGAUGUCGCGAAGCGUGACUCCACUGGUGCAUAUUUCAUCCAGGGUCGUGCAUCGGUAGACUUGAUCAAAUCCGGUGGUUAUAAAAUCUCUGCGCUAGAAGUGGAGCGCAAGAUGCUGGAGCUAAAGGCAAUCCAAGAGGUUGCGGUUGUUGGACUGAAGAGUGAAGAAUGGGGCCAACAAGUGGCUGCCGUAGUCAAGUACCGCGAAGGCCAUGAUCCCCUGGAUCUACCGGCUCUUCGUGCUGUGCUGAAGACCGAAAUGGCGCCUUACAAAGUCCCAACUGUAUUGAAGGUUGUGGACGGCAUUGAGCGCAACGCAAUGGGCAAAGUCAACAAGAAAGUGAUCAUUCAGAAGUAUUGGCCGGAUAGAGUAUAA